AUGGAGGGCCAUUCAAGAUGCUUUUUUCAGGUUGAAGAGGUCCACGGCCUUUUGCUCGUGGUCUCAGCCCGAAAGCAGCCGCGCAGCACCGGCCAAGUAAACCUCGACAAGAACGCCGAGCCGCCCUCGUCGAGUGGCCAACAACUCCCAUCAUCGCCCACCGUAAUUCUGCUGGAAUCCAGCACAACACAUCAACCCUAUCAACUCAAAAAUCUUUGCCGCAUGAUCGAGCGUGUGUGCCUCCGCCGUCGCUUGGCUUCGGCCUGCUACCACCCCAGCUCCCCACUCGCCGACGGGUCGUGGGUCGAAGAGCAGCUUGCCGAGCAGCGCGUCGUCGUCUUCUCCGGCGCUGCCCCGACUCAAGAGGAUGUCUGCCGACACGUCGCUUCAAAACAGACUCCCCAUGGCUUGCCAUUCUUCGUUAUGUCCCUGCCAUCGCUUCUAGCUGCUGUGCAGCGAUGGGCGAAAGCUAUGCCCCGUGUCAAGCCAUUGUAUUCUCUGCGCUGCAACGCCGACCCGGUUUUAUGCCAGACACUGGCAGAGGCUGGACUCGGGUUCGAGGCAUCAAGCGCUCGCCUUCUGGAGACUGCUCUAGACGUCUUGCCAGCUGGGGACAUCCUCUAUUCGAACCCAUGCCUUACUCGCAAGGCCUUCAAGCACGCAAAUGAAGUCGAGGUCGGCAUGAUCACCAUCGAGUCCGAAAAUGAUCUCCUCAACGCGAUCGCACACGCCUCGAACACCAAACUGCUCAUCCGCGUGUGCAUGGCCUCAUUCCUCCGCUGCUACACGGAGGAUGUUGACACUCGUUUUGGCUGCACCUUCGAUGAGGCUCGUCAGUUGAUGCUCAGCGCUUUCGAACUUCGCGCUAAGGUCAUCGGUAUCAGCUUCCACAUGGGCUCUGGCCAUCCGACACCAACCCUCUUCUACAAGGCUAUCCGAGCCGCACGCCAACUCCUUGAUGAGGGACGAGCCAUGGGCCUUCCAAUGGAUACUGUAUGCCUCGGUGGAGGCUUCUCCACCCUAGAUGAUGCCCACUUCGAUCAGGUCGCCGACGUCAUCAACCAGUCCAUCGAUGAAUACUUCCCGGCGUCAACCGGCAUUCGCCUGCUCGCCACACCGGGCCGGUUCUUCGCCACGGCCGCCUUCAGCCUGUGCACCACCGUCAUCGGAAAGCAGGCCAUUCAGGCGUGCGAGAUCACCAAUGAUGAUGACGACACGGGCCCCGGGUACAUCUAUCAGACCAACGAGGGCGUCUACGGUUCAUUCAUCUGUCGGCUAACCGACAACUGCGAACCGAAAUGCCGUCCGCUUGAUGAUUUGCCGCAUCACGAUGAGCUUCAUCACGCCACUGUACUCGGACCAAACGUUGAUGGCAGUGACGUAGCCCAGCAACAAGCCCUCCUCCCACAGCUGUCGCUCGGUGAAUGGCUACUGUGGGACAACAUGGGUGCCUAUUCGAUGCCACUCGAUUCGGAUGUGCCCGCCCUGCCCGUCUACUACUAUGAUACGCGAAAGGCUUGGGACGGUCGCUUCAACCCCUCCCUAAAACGCAUCGAUUCUGAAGGCGGCUUCUCGGUUUGUGCUAUGGGUAGUGAAGGCGGCUCACAGCCUGUCUCUGAUGCCGAAGAAGAAGAAGACGUCGAUUAUGACGAGGAUAUGGAAGAGGACGUCGAAGACCGCUCUCCCCACUUUGCCCGCAGCGAAUCCGGCAAAGAGCUGGCUAAUCGAGUUAUCCGGGAUACGGUAUUCCGACACAAUACUAUUGACGAAGAGGCGUCUGGCGGGAGUCUGGAUAGUCCAAGGAGAGUCAAGGUGGCUCAACUAGCCGGCAAAGGCGGGGAAACUGCGCAAGAAUGGUCCGGCGAGGAUGUGCCGGAAGCGCUGCUCGAUAUGGUACAACUGCAUGAAGGCCGGAACCGAGCUCUUGGUACGAUCAUGGGAACGCAGCCACACGUCGUCUCAAGUUCCGCCUCGGUGAUCGGUCGUAUGUGGUGGAUGAAUGCCGACAAGCAGUCGAAUUCGCAUGUCUUCACC
Molecule: messenger RNA, 2034 nt
Organism: Mesorhabditis spiculigera
Lineage: Eukaryota; Metazoa; Nematoda; Chromadorea; Rhabditida; Rhabditidae
Source: the annotation of a GenBank genome assembly